Molecule: messenger RNA, 2589 nt
Organism: Thyridium curvatum
Lineage: Eukaryota; Fungi; Ascomycota; Sordariomycetes; Thyridiales; Thyridiaceae
Exons: 1
Coding region: 1-2589 (862 amino acids)
Biological process (GO): carbohydrate metabolic process
Source: RefSeq, a predicted model, not a curated record
AUGCCUUCUGUCUUCAUCCCGCUGUCAAACACCACGACAGCUGCUUUCAUCCUCUUGCCAACCCUCGCUGUUGUCCUGGGCUUUCUCUGGCGCCGGCGCGGCCCCGAAGCUAUCAUCUACCAUGACGCCACGAAAGACACCAUCACUCUGACCGACAGGCGGGGCCACUUGUCGCUUAGGCUGAGAUAUGGCCAGUCUUGCGUGAUCGAGCAAGCUGUCGUGCGUGGGCGCCAGGUCCUUGCAGCCACAGGCGCAGCCAGCGGCAUCAAGGUUGGCGACAGAUGGUACACCAGCCGUGCCGCGAUCCACACGCCCCGUCUCCUCAUCACCAGUAGCACCCUCGCCGUCAGCGAGAUCGCUUUUGGGCCCCCGAACGCCUUGGUCACCGAGACCUGGCUCUUCAAGGUGGAGAAGGAUCGCAUAACGUGGCGUAUCGACCGCACGUACCCCCAGGACAUGGUCCUCGACGACGUGGCUUUUCCCUCCUGGAACUUCACCAGCAUGACGACCUGGACGGGCGGCAUCCUCGGCACCGGCGGCGUGGUCCUGCCCAAGUACCUCGAGAACCCCAACAUGACCUAUGGCGUGCACUCUGGUGCUGUGACCUUUUGGAACAGGCUCGCAAACGACGCCCUUCGCAUCGUAUCUACGCCCGUAUCCUCGCGGGGCCAAGCUCGACACUGCACCUCGCGCUUCUCGCACCAGCCACAGCUAGGGAACGCGGUGAGCGAGUUCACCUACAACGCUACUGUCAGCCACGAUGAGCUUCAGCCCAAGUACAACCUGAAUCGCUUCCUAGGAGACCGACAGGAUCUCUGGGCUCCUUUUACGGCACGGGCUGGUGAGCAGAGCGUCGAGAUAUCGCUGCAGGCCCUCGACUAUAAAAAGGCAUACAAUCGAGGCACAUUCAAGGGCCUGGACGGGGGCAGCAUCCGGGAGCUGCUCAACACGGUGGCACGCUACGGCGUGAUUGAUGCGAAGCUGGUCGGGGCUAAUGGCUGGCGCACCGGCUACAUCUGCCUGCACGAGCCCUUCUUUGCGCAGAUCGCCUCGGCUCUCAACGAUUCAAACUACGAUGCCAAUCUUGCUAAAUGCCUUGACUAUGAGCGGGAUCACGCCAUUGAAUCGGAUGGGCGUGUGCUUGCGCGCUGGAAGAACGACUCAGUUGACGCUAUGGCGGGCACCUACAAUCGCUAUGGCUUCUAUGAGGCUCAAUGGGGCUUCCUGCUCGACUCCCAACCUGACUACGUCACCAAUGUUGUGCAGCAGUUCUACAUCUCGGGUGACGUGAAGUGGCUGGCUGGUCAGAAGGAGGCUUGCGAGCGAGCACUAGAGUACUUGAUCCGCCGCGAGGUGGACGAUUCGGGCAUCGUAACCGUGCUGACAGACUCGAGGCUCCAGGGCAAAGGCAGUGACUGGUACGAUAUUGUCUGGGCCUCGUACAAGAACGCUUGGGUGAAUGCCCACCUUUACAACGCCUUGACACUAUGGGCUGACGCGGAGGAGGCGCUGGGCGACAACGCCAAGGCCGCCAGCUACAGGGCCUUUGCCGCGCGCCUCAAAGAGUCCUUCAACCUCCCGAUACAACAGGGUGGCUUUUGGGAUGAGAAGAAUCGGAUGUACGUUUACUGGCAUGACAAGGACGGCUCUGUGCACGGCGACAACACCUUCACGGGGGUCAACUUUGCGGCCAUCAGCGUCGGCAUCUGCGACGACGCGGGCCGCCGCAAGGCUAUCAUUGAGCGCAUCGAGGCUGACAUGGAGAAGGAAGGGCUCUUCUACUGGCCGAGCAACUUCACGACGUUUGCCGACGACGAGGUCGCCAGUUCUAACCUGCCCUUCCCCAAGUACGAAAACGGCGACAUUUUCCUCUCCUGGGGUGCCCUCGCCAUCCGCGCCCACGCCCUGCACAAGCCCGAGCUGGCUCUCAAGUAUGUGAGGAACGUGCUGAAGCGCUACGACGAGGACGGGCUCUCCUUCCAGCGCUACGAGCGGGAAAAGCAAAACGGCGCCGGUGACGACAUCCUGGCCGGGAACUGCACGGCCAUCGUGGGUCUCUACCGCGACAUCUACGGCAUCCAGCCGCGACCGAACCGGCUGCUCCUCGAUCCCCAUCUCAGCCCUGAGCUCAAUGGCACGCAGCUCCUAUAUACCCUUCGAGGUCAGGAGUACCAAAUUGACCUUAGCACGGGUGGUUCUUCCAUCACCACGGAGAACGUGACCGUUGAAGCACCAUGCCCUUUCGGUAUCAGUGUGUCUGAUGCUGCAGUGCAGUACUUUCCCGGUGAUGGAAAGGAGUGGGGCCUCUCAGUUCGACCGGCGAACUCGCAGGAACUCAACAUACAGGUAGAGGCCUGGGAAAGCAACCUCGCAUCUGUAUCUCCUCGUCGAUGGACAGAAACGGCGAUGGCGACAGGGAAAGUGGCGCACGAGGUGGCUGGUCUACAGCCUAAUUCUCUGUACACGCUUUACAGCUCCCGGGAUACAAAGACGUCUCUCUGGGCGGAUGACUCGGGCCGCAUUCAGUUUUCAUCUCUGCUGAACGCAAAGUCACCCGUGAGCUGCGAGCUUGUACUGGCGAAGUACUAG